GUAGUUAAAUGGUAUGAUUGGCACGCAUACGGAGAGCACGUGAGGCUGAGGAUCCAUUGUUUUGGGUGUGAUUUUAUCGUACGCCACCUACUAAGCGUCCACUUGUCAUGCAACGAAGAUGAUUGUUUUGUAUGGGCAAACAACACUUUGCCCCGUUAUAAAUUCUCUCUCUCCCCCUUUGCAUGAAAUUGUGGGAUUUUGGUUCUGUUUUCUUAGAGAAGAGAAAGAGCAAAAGGGUUCUCAAGAGACAUUGACAUUCUUUCGAAAGGAAACUUUUAACUUCCUUGCAUAUAUUAAUAUUUGUAUCAUUUACUAUCCUAACAAUACAUGGCCAUAUUUGACCUCCACCAUCCAUGGCUCUUUGUGUUCGGAGUCUUAGGAAACAUUAUCUCCAUAUUGGUCUUCUUAGCUCCAGUGCCAGCAUUCCGCCGAAUCUGUAAAGAAAAAUCCACCAUGGGUUUUCAAUCAGUGCCAUACGUGGUAGCACUAUUUUCGUCCAUGUUGUGGAUGUAUUAUGCAUUUAUCAAGAAAAAUGCGAUUCUUCUAGUCUCCAUCAACUCAUUCGGUUGCGUUGUCGAGACCAUUUACAUCUCCAUUUUCAUCCUCUACGCAUCCAAAGAAGCUAGGAGACAGACGGUGAAGCUUUUGGUAUCAUUGAUCGGAGGAUUGUACUCAUUGAUAUUUCUAGUUACUUUAUUCCCUUUGAACGGAGCCAGUAGAGUACAAGUUGCGGGUUGGAUUUGUGUAACCGUAGCAGUGGCUGUUUUUGCAGCACCUCUUAGCAUUGUGUUUCAAGUAGUUCGGACAAAGAGUGUGGAAUUCAUGCCCUUCACCCUCUCUUUCUUUCUUACUUUGAGCGCUAUCAUGUGGUUUGCCUAUGGUCUCCUACUAAAGGACUUGUGUAUUGCACUGCCGAAUGUAUUGGGUUUCUUCCUGGGAAUGAUUCAGAUGUCGCUGUAUGGAAUGUACCGAUUCGUGAAGCCAGCAGCAGAAUUAGAGAAAAAAGUGCCGGAGCAUGUAAUAAAUAUGGUCACGGUUGGAAACUCAGAACAAAUACAUCCUCUUAACUCCGAGGACAUGAUAAAGAAGCCCCACGAUCAGGAACAAAACAGGGAGAGCAUCGCAAGCCUAGUACCCAUGGCAAACGACCAAGAGAAUGAAGAACUUCCGGGCGGCGACCUGGCUCAAGUGAACAACUUCCAGUCCCUUCAAACACCAGUGCUUGUCGUGUGUGCUGCAUGAGCUUCACUCCUUAAUUAAUCUUUGAUUAUUUUAUCGUUUUACUGCCCUAUCUGCUUGUAUGUUUCUUCUUCUUCUUUUAAAAAAGAAACUAUUUAUAAUUGAUAUAUAUAUAUAUAUAUAUAUAUAUAUCCCUACCACAUCUCAUUUCCAUUUCUCUGUAAAAAGAGGAAAAGAGAAAUUGUAUGAAUCAAAAGGCCGAUAUAUUAUUUAUAUUAUUUACAUUUCAAUCCACAGUUUCUUUUUCUUUCUAA
Capsicum annuum is the source of this 1493-nucleotide messenger RNA. Its product is annotated as bidirectional sugar transporter N3. Gene Ontology annotation, biological process: carbohydrate transport. Gene Ontology annotation, molecular function: sugar transmembrane transporter activity. NCBI's taxonomy places the organism in Eukaryota, Viridiplantae, Streptophyta, Magnoliopsida, Solanales, Solanaceae. The record is from RefSeq and is a predicted model, not a curated record. Gene Ontology annotation, cellular component: membrane. The transcript is spliced from 6 exons. The coding region runs from base 328 to 1242 and encodes 304 amino acids.